Eimeria mitis is the source of this 1770-nucleotide messenger RNA. RefSeq lists its product as uncharacterized. The record is from RefSeq and is a predicted model, not a curated record. The transcript is spliced from 7 exons. Lineage: Eukaryota; Apicomplexa; Conoidasida; Eucoccidiorida; Eimeriidae. Bases 1 to 1770 code for a protein of 589 amino acids.
AUGGGGCCUUCAAGCCGAAGUACCCGCAACGGAAGCGCCGUUCCACCGAAGUCAAGCCCUGUUCCCUUGCCCAGUGCACACAACGGCGGGAGAAGCAACAGCAACAACCAGACCCAUGUACCUCAACUAGAUCUAGCACAUGCAGCGGAGGUUGCGGCUGCUCGGCAAGGGGCUCCUUGGGUCCAGGGGCCCCUUGCCAGCGCCAUGGACACCACCCGCAGCCAGCAGUGUGCUAACUGCAGUGACUGCAUGCUUCCAUGCAGGGUCUUCUUGGGUCUCAGCGCUCCAAAAGCAAUUAAGCCUCCAGCUCCGAAGCCCGCGGCUCCCAAGCAAACAUGUCCCCCAUUGAGGCCCCUCGGGCCGGAAGCCGCAGGCCUUCCCAGACCAGGCCGCAGCGUGUCCAGUGGUCGCCUCCCGGCCGGCACAGCCACCAGUUUUCCGAGACAGCCAGGCCUCAUUGGCACUGUGCCUGUUGUUCUCUCGUCAACAGCAGUCCCCCGUGUACCUGAGCGUGGUCGUAGUCCAGUGAGCCAAACGGCGGCUGCCGGUGCCGCACAGAUGUCUUCGUUCACCCAGGCACAGCAGACGCAGCCUUCUCCUCAAUACCCGCUCGUCAGAGCUGCAGUUGUCCCUUUCAGCAAGCCAGGAGAAGGCCCUUUCGUGGCUCCAGUUUUGAGGGCGCAAGCCCCGACUCCCGUGAUCUCCACCGCCCAGUCCGUGCAAGGAGUUGCCCCUUCGGGCCAAUUACCCGCGUACAUCAUUCAGGUCCCAUGUGUAAAAACACCAACAGAAACGGCAGCACCAGCAGCAACAGCAGCAGCAGCAGCAGGGAGAGCAGCAGGAACAGGAACAGUAGUAGGGACUGGUGCAGCUACUCAACCAACAGUGUCAUACGCAGCGUUCGCAGCGCAAAACAAUGGUGGAGGACAAAUGGCCUGUCUCGUGGGCCCAAAUGGACAGAUAUACCUGAAGUCAAAUGCUGCUAGCAGCUCAGGGAAUGCAACCCCAGCUUCCGAGCAACGGAGUAUCUCCUGCAAUUCCCCUUCAUCUGGAGGACGCAGUCCGUCAGGACGCGGCGCCAGGGCACCGAUACCUGUGUUGGUGAUGCAAGGGCGAUCCCAGAGCGUGGCGCCGCCUGUGCCUCGGGUGCAGACAAUUCUAGGUUCAAAGCCUGAUGCGGCGCACGAUGAAACAGGAAUGGCGACUGAAAAGGUCAGGACGCCAGGAAGGGAAGCUGAGAAUAUCGUGGAGAGCCAGCUGCCCAUCGAGCUGGACACGUCACUGCGCGAUGUGCUCGACGGGCAGAUGCUGUCUUCCCGCUCUCGGCUUCUCGCUAUGGAGCUAAAGGCCGCGCGGGAACACUGUAAGGCCAUUCAGGAGGGCUUUAAGGAGGAAACGAAGCACUUGAAGGAGGAGAAUGAGAGACUCUUGUCAAUCGUUGAGUCGAUUCAAAGAAGGAUAGAAGACUUACAGCUUCAACUGGCUGCAUCUAGAAAGGCGCCAGCUAGCGGCGAGGUGCCCGUGGACGUAUGCUCUGGGCUGAUAUCGGACAUCAUAGACUCACGUGCCGGCGUAAAGUUGGCUAAGGAUCUUUCUGAAUUAGAGAGUAGAGACGAGAGCAGCAGCUCCAAAACGGGAGACGCGAAAAUUCUUGCUGCUGCUUCGCAGUCAUUCGGACGGUCAGCGGUUCCGGAAACCAAGGAUCAGGCCACUGAGAGCGGGAGCCCUGAUGAAGGAGGCCGCCCUAUCCGCGGUAAGCUCCGCAGUUGA